Porites lobata is the source of this 897-nucleotide messenger RNA. NCBI's taxonomy places the organism in Eukaryota, Metazoa, Cnidaria, Anthozoa, Scleractinia, Poritidae. The record is from the annotation of a GenBank genome assembly.
AUGGAUGAAAUCUAUAACCUGGCUUAUACCUUAUUCUAUUCAAGCAUCCCGUUCCUUGUCAUUGGAUUCAUAGGAAAUGUGUUGGUAGUACGAAUUGUUCACAAAACACGGGAGAUGCACACGCCGACAAAUUACCUUCUGGUGAGCAUAGCCGCUAGUGAUAUUAUUGCCAUUUUGUUGUGGCCGUUGUAUUUCUUUGAAGUUUGGAAAUUCGUUUGCAAGUUAGUUGUGCUCGUUGAACUCUGUAUAAUGGUUUCCUCCUUUACUAUAACUGUACUAGCGGUGGAAAGGUAUCACGCUUUAUUGAAGCCUUUCAGAAAUGGACUGCGCUUAAGAGAAGACAACGUUAAGAAGGCGAUCGCUUGCAUUUGGGUCGCAAGUAUUCUUAUAUGUCUUCCGGAAACUUUCUUUAAAGAAUGGAGUGAAACUCGUGAGACAUGUAUUGGUCCCUGGACUUUAUACUUAAAUCGAGGAAGCAAAGCUUGUAUGGUCUUAAAUGUGGUUGUAUCUUUUAUUCAACUCUCGAUCAUAAUGUACUGCUAUGGAACCUUGAUAAGGGGACUUUACUUCAGCAACACGGUGUGUGCAGAAACAGAUGAAGAAAGGAGAUCUGAGAAGAAGAAACUUGUUAUCACGUUCAUGUUGGUAACUUUUGGAUUUUUUAUGGGUUGUACACCAACCCUUGUUUCUUACGUGAUCAUUCCAUCAGGAGAUGGAACAACAGACGUUAGUUUUUACGCUCAACUUACGACUGUGGCUGAUUUUGUAUUCGUUGUAAGUUUAUGUUUCAACCCUUUUAUCUACGCUUUUCGCAGCACUAAUUUUAAGGAAGGGUUCAAACGAGUAAUUUUAUGUAGAAAUCCCCAAAGGAAUAAUGGAGUUUCUCAGCGUAGUUAA